GUAGCCGACUGAUAGUCAGUAGAUUGCUUCAAUGUUGCCACGAAAGGAUACAGUCGCUGGCGGACAUUUAAAGACGGAAAAUAACGGGUUUUUCUGUUAACGCGGGGACAUGACUUGGUCUGGACGGAUUGUGGUUUUCGAUAUAUUCUUCGCGUGUUUUUAAUAUUUUGGGGGUUUAAUGUGAGAUGUAGCUGUUCUUCAUGGAGAAGAGAGGGGGAUACAAAGCCAGGAGACAGAGGCUAUUUGUGCACAAGCCUAUUUUCGAUUAACAAAUAACGGAUAAUAACGGUGAAAUACUGGAAGAAUUUUCGGAUGUUUCUUUUUACUCGUAAUGCAUGUGUCUUUGGGUUACCAAUUGGUCUCCAGGAUGCGGCACAAUGCAGUGGAAAUAUGUGAAACAGCAGGAGUUCCCUGUUAAAUGUCCAAGCCUUGAGGGCAGUCAGUAGCCUAAUAGCCUACGCACCUCUGGCUUGGAAGAAAGUGCAAGCUAAACCAAUACAUCCCCGGUGAUCGGUAGGAUAUUAAAAAACUAAGAACUUUUUACGUUACAGAGCACAACGCACUGAACGUUAUGGUAAACGGGUUUGGUGCGUUAAGAUGACAGCCUUACAGUCUCUCAAACGAUGACGACUAUAUAGUCACCGGGCAAGACCCAAUCGUGCUACAUUGAGCAUUUGAACUUAAUGCUUCAGUGUGUUGUUUAUCUUCUCUACCUUGAGGGACGACGUAUAGGCUCUCAAAGCAAAUCGGCGACCAUCAUUGGAGCUACCAGAUAAUCAACACCAGGCUAUGGAUAAAUUGACCAUCAUAUCAGGAUGCCUGUUCCUCGCAGCAGACAUUUUUGCCAUCGCCAGCAUCGCCAACCCAGACUGGAUCAAUACAGGGGAAUCAGCUGGUAAGUCAGGUGCGUUGACAGUGGGCCUGGUCCGACAGUGCCAGACCAUCCAUGGGCGCACGCGGAUCUGCAUCCCCCCGACCUUGCCUCCGGAGUGGGUCACCACCCUCUUCUUCAUCAUCCUCGGCAUCAUCUCCCUCACCCUCACUUGCGCCCUGCUGGUGGCGUCACACUGGCACCGCCAGGCCACACGAUAUGCCCGCUGGAUCGCAUUCACUGGCAUGGUGCUGUUCUGUAUGGCAGCACUGAUAUUCCCGAUAGGGUUUUACAUCAACGAGGUGGGAGGCCAGCCCUACAAGCUGCCCAACAACACUGUAGUGGGCUCCUCCUACGUCCUGUUUGUCCUCUCCAUCUUCUUCACCAUAGUGGGACUGCUGUUCGCGGGGAAGGUCUGCCUGCCUGGCUGACAUGGAACACACUUUUGUAUGACUGAAAAGAUGCCAGUCAAGGACAUUGUGCCUGACGGAACUUUGAAAACCUCCUCCAGGCCUGCAUUUUGCAGAUCUGGGGGAAAAACUCAUCAGUUUGUGACGGUCCCAGGGGAGGGGGAAAGGAUGAGGCCACCCACACACAGAAACAGGAAGUGGGUCUGUGACAUCACCUCCACUAGCCUCUAGUCUUCUAGAGGUUGGUGAAAUCAUCUAUUCUCAUUCCUACUACACACUUAGGUAGGUGAAGACUGGAGCUAUGGGAUGUGAUGCAGCUGUGGAUGUCUCUCUGUUGAAAGGAUUGCAGUCAUACAUUGUGUGUAGAGUGGAGCUGGUCUCAAGAUGAGUGGGGAGCUGUUUAAAGCGAAGAUCAGAACAACUGACUGGAGACCAAAGGAUAUAAGAUCAUCUGAAGUAUGCUAUUCUCCCUUCUUGAGCUUUUAGUCUUUAUUAUGGUCAGCGCACUGCAUUAAGAAAUGUGUUACUCUCAGUCCGGUUAUGUUUGUGUUUUUGUUGAACAUAGUUAUUGUUUGUUGUUGUUAUACACAGUUAUUGUUUGUUUUCCCUCCUGUACAUAUUAACGGACAGAACAGCUGUGUUUCAGGAAGCACUGUGAUAUUCAUGGGAAACAUCUCAUUAAAACUACUCACAAAAUGA
This is a messenger RNA of Osmerus eperlanus (European smelt), 1980 nucleotides long. RefSeq lists its product as uncharacterized. The record is from RefSeq and is a predicted model, not a curated record. NCBI's taxonomy places the organism in Eukaryota, Metazoa, Chordata, Actinopteri, Osmeriformes, Osmeridae. The coding region runs from base 790 to 1302 and encodes 170 amino acids. Gene Ontology annotation, cellular component: Golgi apparatus; ciliary membrane. Gene Ontology annotation, biological process: negative regulation of smoothened signaling pathway. The transcript has 3 exons.